Messenger RNA from Cheilinus undulatus (humphead wrasse), 4671 nucleotides. It is a transcript of the gene egfra, whose product is annotated as epidermal growth factor receptor a (erythroblastic leukemia viral (v-erb-b) oncogene homolog, avian). Gene Ontology annotation, molecular function: ATP binding; epidermal growth factor receptor activity; epidermal growth factor binding. The transcript is spliced from 28 exons. The record is from RefSeq and is a predicted model, not a curated record. Gene Ontology annotation, biological process: multicellular organism development; cell surface receptor protein tyrosine kinase signaling pathway; cell differentiation. The coding region runs from base 125 to 3748 and encodes 1207 amino acids. NCBI's taxonomy places the organism in Eukaryota, Metazoa, Chordata, Actinopteri, Labriformes, Labridae. Gene Ontology annotation, cellular component: basal plasma membrane; signaling receptor complex.
UGCGAGGAGGAGGAGCUGUCAAAGUUUCCCAGAGAAGGAAAAAACUCUUUCACUGAACGACAAAGAAAAACCUACAGAUUCUUUUAGUUUUAUACCGCGGAAUAUCGAGUGUUGUUCGCAUGGAAUGACAUCUCUGUCACGGAGCUUCAAAAUCACGAUGGCAGCCCGUUUACUGAAGUGGAUGUGUCUCACCUCUGUGCUGUGUCUGGACUACUGGGUCCUGGCGGAAAAGAAAGUAUGUCAAGGCAUCACCAACAGAUUCAACCUCCUGGGCUCAAAAGAUGACCACUACCUGAACUUGGUGAGGACCUACAGCAACUGCACCGUGGUCCUGGAAAACCUGGAGAUCACUUACAUGGAGGAGCACCGUGACCUGUCCUUCCUAAGAUCUAUAGAAGAAGUUGGUGGCUACGUCCUCAUUGCCCUCAACACAGCAUCCAGGAUUUCUCUGGAAAACCUGCGAAUCAUUCGAGGUCAUUCCCUCUAUGAAGGAAACUUUGCUCUCGCUGUGCUCGCCAAUCACGACAAAACUUCAGGAAAGGGCACCAAUGAGCUUCUUCUGACCAGUUUGACAGAAAUUCUUAAAGGAGGUGUCAUGUUUGGGCCGAGUCGUCUGUGCAAUGUGGAAACUAUACAGUGGUAUGAUAUUGUCAAUGCUGACAGCAAACCUAUUAUGGAGCUCCCACUGGCCAGCAACAACCCACGCUGUCAAAAAUGUGACUCGAGCUGCUUCAAUGGUUCAUGCUGGGCACCUGGUCCUCAAAACUGCCAGACCUUAACAAAGCUGAACUGUGCUCAGCAGUGCUCUAAAAGAUGCAAAGGACCUUCACCCAGCGACUGCUGUAAUGAGCACUGUGCUGCAGGCUGCACAGGGCCGAGAGCAACUGACUGUCUGGCCUGUCGGGAUUUCCAGGAUGACGGGGUGUGUAAGGACUCCUGCCCGGGCCUCAUGCGCUACGAUCCCAACCUGCACCAGCUGGUACCCAACCCACACGGAAAAUACAACUUCGGUGCCACCUGUGUCAAGAGCUGCCCACAUAACUAUGUUGUGACUGAUCACGGAGCAUGUGUGCGGACGUGCAGCGGUAACACAUAUGAGGUGGAUGAGGGAGGCAUCAGGAGGUGUGCCAAGUGUGAGGGACUGUGCCCAAAAGUGUGUAAUGGACUUGGAACAGGGAACAUGACUCGCAUCAUGUCCAUAAAUGCCACCAAUAUCGACUCCUUUAAAAACUGCACUAAAAUAAACGGAAAUAUAGCCAUCAUCCACACAUCAAUUCAUGGGGAUACGUACACCAAAACGCCAAAGAUGGAACCUUCCCAGCUGGAUGUUUUUAAGACAGUUAAAGAAAUCACUGGAUACUUGUGGAUUCAGACGUGGCCAGAGAACAUGACCUCACUCAGCCCCUUUGAGAAUCUGGAGAUCAUCCGAGGACGAAGUAAACGUGGGAGCCGCAGCGUGGUGAUGACUAAUCUCAACAUCGAGAGCCUCGGCCUUCGCUCCCUCAAAGAAAUCAGCGAUGGAGAUGUGGUCAUAAUUAAGAACCAGAACCUGUGCUACACAAAUAAAAGCCACUGGAGGAGGCUCUUUAAAUCAGAGAGCCAAACUGUAACCUUAGAGGAAAAUGCUGAUGCUGCUACAUGCGCUCAAAGGAACAACAUUUGUGACAGGAAGUGUACAGAUGACGGCUGCUGGGGCCCUGGCCCUGACAUGUGUUUCGCCUGCCGUGACUUCAGCCGUGAAGGGAGCUGUGUUGACUCCUGUAACAUCCUGGAGGGAGAACCGCGGGAGGCUGUCAUGAAUAAAACCUGCAUGGAGUGUCAUCCUGAGUGUCAACGCAUGAACGGGACUGCAACCUGUAGUGCACCUGGCUCUGGGAACUGUACAAAGUGUGCCAACUUCCAGGAUGGACUGUUCUGUGUGUCUCGCUGUCCACAAGGCGUGCCCGGCGAGGAUGACACACUGGUGUGGAAAUACGCAGAUGAGAUGAAAGUGUGCCAGCUCUGCCACAAAAACUGCACCCAAGGAUGUCUCGGUCAUGGUCUCGAAGGCUGCAAGGGAAGAAGCACUUCUGGUCUCUCCAUGAUUGCGGCUGGCGUGGUUGGUGGACUGCUGGCUGUUCUUAUCGCAGGCCUGUCUGUCUUUGUGCUGCUCCGUCGGCGUCACAUUAAGAGAAAGAGAACCAUGCGCCGAUUUCUCCAGGAGAGAGAGCUGGUUGAACCUCUGACGCCAAGCGGAGAGGCGCCAAAUCAGGCUCUGCUGAGGAUCCUGAAGGAACCUGAGUUUAAGAAAAUCAAAGUGCUGGGAUCAGGAGCUUUUGGUACAGUAUACAAGGGCCUGUGGGUUCCAGAGGGAGAGGACGUGAAGAUCCCUGUCGCUAUCAAGGUUCUGAGAGAGGCCACAUCACCGAAGGCAAACAAAGAGAUUCUCGACGAAGCCUAUGUGAUGGCCAGCGUCGAGCACCCCCAUGUGUGUCGCCUGCUUGGUAUCUGCCUGACCUCCACGGUGCAGCUCGUCACCCAGCUGAUGCCCUAUGGCUGCCUCCUGGACUAUGUGAAAGAGAACAAGGACAACAUCGGCUCCCAGUACCUGCUCAACUGGUGUGUGCAGAUAGCCAAGGGUAUGAACUACCUGGAGGAGCGGCACUUGGUGCACCGUGAUCUGGCAGCACGAAAUGUCCUGGUGAAGACUCCUCAGCAUGUUAAGAUCACAGACUUUGGCCUGGCCAAACUCCUCAGUGCAGAUGAGAAAGAGUAUCAUGCAGAUGGGGGGAAGGUGCCGAUUAAAUGGAUGGCUCUUGAAUCAAUCCUGAACAGAACGUACACUCACCAGAGCGACGUGUGGAGCUAUGGAGUAACAGUCUGGGAGCUGAUGACAUUUGGGACUAAACCAUACGAUGGGAUUCCAGCCAGCGAAAUAGCUGGUGUCCUCGAGAAAGGAGAGCGACUUCCUCAGCCACCAAUCUGUACUAUAGAUGUCUACAUGAUCAUGGUGAAAUGUUGGAUGAUUGAUGCAGACAGUCGACCACGUUUCAGGGAGCUAAUAGGAGAGUUCACAAAGAUGGCUCGGGAUCCUUCUCGUUAUCUGGUCAUUCAGGGGGACGACCGCAUGCACCUGCUGACUACCUCAGACCCAAAACUGUUCCGCAGCCUGAUCAGCGGGGAGGACAUGGAGGAUGCUGUGGACGCAGACGAGUACCUGGUGCCACAGCAUGGCUUCUUCAGCAGCCUGAGCACCUCUGUCACCCCGCUGCUUCACUCCACGAGUACGAACAGCAGCAUCGGAAGGUGUCAUGGCAGAAAUGGCUUAAUGAACACGUUCCCAAGCAGAGAUGGCAGCAUGGUUCUCCGGUACAUUCCUGACCCUACAGACAAAAAUUUAGACGACGCCUUCCAGCCAGCUCCAGACUACAUGAACCAGAACGGCGUCUCAGAUAUGAUGAACCCCGUCUACCAGCACCCUGGUCCUCCUCGAACCAUCCUCCCCACCAUCUCUUCAGACGACGCAGAGUCAGAGUACCUGAACUGCUUUAGAAAUGAAAACAAUGGACCCGAGUACCUCAAUGAGAUCCCAUCCCCUGCUGUCCUCCCUCUCACAUCCAACGGCACGGUCCACAGCGUUCAGAAAUACCAGCCGCAGAACAGCAUAGACAACCCAGAUUACCAACAGGACUUUACUCCCACCUUCAAAACUCACACUAACGGACACAUCCCCGCAGCAGAGAAUGCAGAGUACCUGGGACCAGACUGAGGACUUAGUGGAUUAGAAAUAGAAGCGUUCUGACUUUCCACUUAGAAAGGGCAUUGAUGUCUUGGCUGUGAGAGCAAAGCUAAGUGGUACUACCAAUUAUCAAAUACAUUGUAUCCUUUAAGGAGAUGUGAGACUUUGUGCAGCUUUCUGUGUUGUUUGCAUGCACACAAUCCCCCUCCUCUCAUUCCAAAGAUUUUUAAUCUCAGCACCAAACUAUAAACUCUCUCUUUAGCAAUGAAAGCUGGCUGCAAACACACUCCUUAGUGGCUCAGAGUUUUUCCUGCCAGGCUCACUUCUCCGACAUGCAAUCAAAAAGCUACUCUCUUCGAAAAUAAGCAGAAGAAUAAAGAACAGAAACUGGCAGCUCAACUCAAAACCUAACCUAAGGUACAUGUGUUAUAGCAUCAAACAACAGGAACAAAAUCACUCAACAGCAUCCUUCUUAAUAAACACACAGUGGUGCUUACUUGCUUGAUGUGAAGCCUUUAGGUGCUUUCACUGUGAUGAAGUCAAGAUGAUUAAAGGGAGCUUUAAAGAGCAUAAUGCUGACUGUUUGGGUCCUCAGAGGCCUGACGACACUCAUCUUUAAAGAUGAGGAAACUAAAUGUUGCGAUGUAUAGAAUGUACAGUCCAUUUAAAGGGAAAUAGUGUUGGAUUGUAAGGUUUAAAUAUGUUACCUUUAUGCUCUAAGGCAGUUCUGUAUGUUGAACAUAAGAUACUGUUUCUUUGAGGAAGAGUAGGGAUCUGUCAGCUUAUAUCUGACUUAACACUACAUUUUAGAGCAAUGGCUUUGAACUGGUGCUUUGGGACCCAAAAGUGGGUCAUGAAGCAGUUUUCAGUGGGUCACGACUAGGUGUCUGAAAAAAAAAUGGUGACAAAAAUCCUGAAGUCCUUAUUGGACAUGCAUCAAUGCUUUUUAUUUU